CGCACUACUAGUAGUACGCGUGUUGACGUCUGGAGCUAAUUUCGUCUUGCACGUUUUCGUGCUGAAAGUAUCACUCUAUCUUCCUUCGGCAUGUAAUGAGCGAUAAAGGCAGAAUGAUACUUUCAGAGCGUGCAAGACGAAGACAGUUCUUAACUUUUCGUGAUUCCGUGAUUUCGUGAAACAUUUCGUCGUCUCUCGAAGUAUAUUCGAUCGCGUCGGUUCAUCGGCACGCAUUUCUACGAUCGUAUUCGCAUGGUAUUUGCGCGAACGUAUUAGUAUCUCGAGUGAGUGUCCAGAAUGCCACCAAGGAGCAGCGGGAAGCAGGAUGUUGCAUCGGGAAGCCAGGACGGGAUGCGGUCAAUGAUAUAUCGCAUGUAUCCAGGACCUCAUGACGAAGAACAAGCAGCGAUAUCGACGGCGCUUGCUGGUCUGCGCUCUCGUCGUCAUAAUUGUACUGGCUUUGGUGAUCGCGGCGACGAUCCUUUUGACCGGCAAGCCAGGUUCCUCGGCGUCCACAACGGACAGCGCGCCUGGCAUCUCUCUGUCGGAAUGGCUCUCCGGUUCGUUAGCCCCCGAGAGCUUCAACGGCACGUGGAUCAGCGGAGACGAAAUCCUCUACCGGGACGAGAUAGGCAAUCUGCUGAUCUACAAUGUCAGCUCAGCGACAUCCAGGAUCCUGUUGGACUCCAACAAUGCCGUUUUGCUGUCGAGUUACGAUCAUCAAUUAUCCGCCGAUAGGAAGUACCUCAUGCUUACUCUCAAUCUUCAAAAGCUGUAUCGAUACACGUACCUGGCCCAUUACGGGAUCGUGAACCUGGAAACUCUGACGGAAACGAUAUUGGCAGAGAACGAAUCGACGCCGUUGCAGCUCGCGAAAUGGGCGCCACAUGGCAACGCUCUGAUCUACGUGCAUCAGAAUAAUAUCUACUAUAGACCGGAGGCGGAGGUGGACAAUGACUACCAAAUAACCAACACGGGAGUGUAUGGAAGCAUCUAUAACGGCGUGCCAGACUGGGUGUACGAGGAGGAAGUAUUCAACUCGAAUGCGGCGCUUUGGUUUUCUCCAAGCGGCAAUAAAUUGGCCUUCGGCUAUUUCGAUGACUCGAGCACUCCUAUUAUGACCAUACCGUUUUACGGAUUCCCCGGGAGCUUGAGCUUCCAAUACACUUCGCCAAUACCGAUUCACUACCCUAAGAGCGGCACGACGAAUCCAACUGUGAAGCUGUUCUGCGUCGACCUGGACAUGGUGAUGCAAGGCAACGUGACCUUGGUGGAGAUCGAGCAUCCGCCGGAGCUGACCAGCGCCGAGAGGAUCCUGUCGGCCGUGAACUUCCCCACGGACGAGCUCGUUUACGCAACUUGGAUGAACCGGGUGCAGAACAGGGCGUAUUUCCAGCUCUGUAACGUCGACAACCUGCUGCCAAAUUGCACGACAGCGCUCUCGUACAGCGAGAAAAAUGGCUGGGUGGAGCAGUUCGAAGCGCCUGUCUUCGGCGACAACGGCACGUCGUUUAUCCUGAUAUUGCCGCAAAGACAAAAGGACAGCAGCGAUUGGAGACACGUUGUGCUGGUUACGAAUGCGACCAGCGACAAUCCGACCACCACCGCACUCACAUCUGGCUAUUUCGUCGUGACGGAGAUAGUCACGUGGGACAAGGAGGACUCGUAUCUGUAUUACCUGGCCACUUCGAAGCACGACUCGGCGGUUCAGCACUUAUAUAGAGUGUCGCUGUUGGACCCGGAACGCAAGUCAGCGUGUUUGAGUUGCAACAUUGUCCGCGAAACGGAUGGCAGUCGCUGUUUGUACAACACCGCUAAAUUCUCCGCUGACAAUUCGCAUUACGUGCUUACGUGCGCCGGGCCCGGAGUGCCAAGCAUAGCCAUCUACAACAAGAACUCCACAUUGCUAUUCGUGUGGGAGGAUAACGAAGCGGUAGCUGAGAUAAUAGCUGAGAAAUCGCAGCCGAUCGUCCACAGAUACGAGCUCCCAGUGUCCGAUGACUUCAACGCCCAGGUGAGGCUCCUGAUACCACCCGGUGCUGAUUUGAGCGGCGCCACCAAGUAUCCCAUGCUGGUUGAAGUAUAUGGUGGCCCUGACUCGAAUCUGGUGACGGAAAAAUUUAACGUCGGCUGGGGCACGUGUCUCGUAACGAACAAAAGUAUCAUACACACCGUCAUUGAUGGCCGCGGCUCUGGUUUAAUGGGUAACGACAUGCUGUUCGCUGGAUAUCGACGUCUCGGCACCGUCGAGAUCAUCGAUCAAAUCAACAUCACUAGACGCUUGCAGGACAAAUUACCGUUCAUCGACCGCACCAGAACAGCGAUAUGGGGUUGGAGUUACGGUGGAUACGCGACUGGCAUGACACUCGCCAUGGACCUGGACGGUGUCUUCAAGUGCGGCAUGUCCGUCGCGCCUGUUACAGAUUGGGCUCUUUACGAUUCGAUUUAUACGGAGCGUUUCAUGGGCUUGCCGACCUUCACUGAUAAUCUGCGGGGCUACGAGCAGGGUCAGUUGCUCAACAAAGUCGAGAACAUUAAGAACAAGAUGUACUAUUUGAUACACGGAACUUUAGACGACAACGUGCAUUAUCAGCAAUCGCUCAUGCUCGCGAAGGUCUUGGAGCAGAAGGACAUUCUCUUCAGACAGCAGACUUACACAGACGAGGAUCACGGCAUCGACAAGUCGCGGACGCACCUGUACCACUCGCUGGAGAACUUCUUGGACGAGUGUUUUCAGACGUCGUCAUGAUCGGAGCACGGAAUAGUGAUGACAAUCUAGACGUUGUAUACCACCUGCCUCAUUUACACACAUGUAAAUACUCUAUCACGUGUACAUAGUUUAUGUACGAUAUGUAAUAUGAGCGUUUAGUGUACAUAGCGGCAGGAGAUCGCGGAGGGAACCGGUUGAAAAAACGCGGCUGGUAAACGCGAGAUGGUAGAACGAUUAGGUCGCCAAUCGUCGCAAAACCGCGCAGGGCAAGUCUGUGAGAAAAACAUCUUUGAUACAUUUUCUAAGAUAACCCGAUCAAACGGUGCAUUAAAGGCCUAACGACGACGGGGCCCCGUCGCUUCGCUGUCGAGACCCCACAAAGUACUAGAAAUGUAUUUCGGUAUCUCGUUGCAGUUCACAUUUGUUCGCGCGGGCUGCUUUCUGUCCCAUGCUCGACGUGCUCGAAUGUCCCAUCGGCACGCUAACUGGUUGUUCUCUCCGGAUGGUCAAAUAGACCGAUCGAACUAGAGACGAUAUUAAGUUUGAGUCAUGAUGAAUAUAUAAGAUGAUACCUUUUAUCGUGAUGAAAUCUCUGUAGGUCUUAAUUUUAUGUUGGCAUUAUUAUGUACUCGAAACAAAGUUCCCCAAGGAAAUUGAUCUUUUGAACUGCAUAAAAUGUAGUAGAAAUAUUCGAAACGAUCAUGGUCGCAUAUAUGCUUAUCAGUUUUGCGAACUUUUAUGAUUGUCUUAGAGUAAGUUAAUUGAACAUGUUUGACCAUCUGAGAUAACACGUUCUAGUAGUAUAUAUGGAUUUGUUCAAUUCUUUGUUACUGUAUCCGCGCAGCUUCUUGGACACAUCGGAGAAUAUUCACAUAUAUGAGUUCAGUCAUUAGACAUUAGACUUUUUAGUAUUUCUAGACAUUAGACUUUUUAGUAUUUGUACAAAGAGAUAUUCAAUAUCAUACAUAUUCAAAAAGCAUUUCUUUCAAAUAACGAUAGCAUUAUAUAACUUGGAAAAGUAAUAGGGAAAUACUUUUUAUUUCAAAACGCUUCGAAAAACUUAGGGGGAUUUAUUUUGAAAUAUUCUUAAUAAAAACAAUAUAUUGAGUAAUAUUUACAGUAUUCUAUAAAACACGAAUGCUUUGUCCAUAAGUAAUUUAUCAAUUAUUGAGUAUCUUGACGAGAAAAUUAAGAAAAUUUAAAUAUACACUGUACAGUAUUGCAACGCGUAUACUGUCCGACAAUAAGAUUUCCACCGACGACGUUCCGAAAUAUAACAAUUAUUACGGCCUACUGAACACGACAUGUAAAAUAAAACUAUUCCUAUUCGUAUUUGAAAUAUAUUUCUCAAGCGUUUACAAUACGAAAGUCAAACUUUCGAUAUUGGAUUUACAGUUAAUGUGCUAAAAACCCUGAUUUUGACACUAUAGGAUGAAUUUUCUGAACUCAUAUAUGUUAUCUUAAGGCUCUGGAAUACUCAGUAAAAAUAAAAAUUCUUACGUAUACUAAAGAACAUUUUAAUAUUGAUUAAUCUAACAUAUGAUAUUAACAAUUACUAUUACUAAAUAAUUAUACUGUUGUACUACUCAAAGCUUUGGCAAACUAAGGAUAUUGUGUAAGUACAAUCGAUUAAAUUCUACAACAUCCGCCGAUGUUGUAAUGUAAUCAACCAAUAAUAUGUAAAAAUUCAAAUUGCACACAAAAGAAAGCGGGGUUUUCUGAACGGAUUAAUUUUUGGAAUAUGUUUAGAGCUAAAGAGUUGUACAUUUUCACAACGUGACGCACCGUCUUGUAAGAUCGAUUGUUGUGAUAUUCAUAAUUUCGAAAAUAACAUGAGAAACGCAGUAUAAAAGCAGCAACCGAUUUCUACUCUGAAGAUCGAUGAUGAUGUACGUAAAAGCAAUGUUUUGUAAACAAUUCAUAGUUAGGCGACAUCAUAUUAUUUUUGUUAUCUAAACAAACCAUUGCACAUUUUAAGAGUGAUAUACACUAUAAAAAUAACAUGUACAAAGACAAAAACGUAUAAUAACAGAAGGUUAUGAUAAUGAACAUAUUAAAAGGCAUGUUUUUUUAUAAAAACGUACUAUAUGCUGUCAGAUAUAUAAUAUUCGGAAAAUAAGAGCAUCGUUUGAUAAUGCCGUUGUUGAAGAGAUAUUAAUCCUUUUGUUAUUUUAAUUAAAUAUAUAAAAAUAUCCUAAAUGUGGCAUACAAUGCAUACAUAUUAAUAAUAAAAUUAUCCUUCAAAACUUUUAGAGUCGAUCUUACCGCCCGACGAAACUCUAUUAGCACGAUUGUUUCCAGCAAGAUAACCGUUUUAAUUUUCUAUGUUCUUGAUUGCCUUACAAUAAAAUCUUACUUGAUUCCAAGGUAAAAUCGAUUCUUUCAAAGUUUCUUUAAGGAUAAAUAGAUUUUACAAAGGCCCUUAUAUUGGUUCCCCAUAUUUUCACUUUUUAAAGGGACGAAGAUACACAUGUUCCAAACAUAUAAAUAAGUGUGUCCUUUUAAGUAUUUUAAGCAUUCCAUUUCUCUAUUUUAUAAUGCUUGUGAUAUGGGUAUACCAGAGUGUUAAGAAAGUGCAAUUAUGCAAUAUCACUUGAUAUCAUAUUUGUAUUUUGUAUUUGUAGUUUAAGUAUGUCCGUGUGUACGUAUAAAGUUCAGCAAUUAGUUCAUUGACAUCCUUUCCCUUAACAUGAGAUAGCAUAUCUACUUAUUAUUGUUAGAAUAUGGGCAGAUAUUAGUGCCAAUGUGUAAAUGCACACACAUAGGAUAAGCAAGAGACUAUCGACAAAUUCUCUAACUAUUGAAGUUUUAUAACACAAGGACCACUAUAACAAUUUCGAGAGUGGAUCAAGAUGAAUUUAUUAAAAUAAUUGUUAACUUUUAUCCCGACACGCGCGCAUUGUACAUACAGAAUUACUUAAUUGAACACUUAAUUGAACUAAGGUAACGAAGCAUUGUUAGAAGGAAAAAUACAGUAAUGACGACCUAGUAGAAUUAUAAAAUUAAGACGGAUGUACCCUCUUCACCACUAUUUGUUGAGUGUAUUAUAAAUAAAGCUCUAUGUUUUAUUAA
Molecule: messenger RNA, 5782 nt
Organism: Odontomachus brunneus
Lineage: Eukaryota; Metazoa; Arthropoda; Insecta; Hymenoptera; Formicidae
Product: venom dipeptidyl peptidase 4-like
Exons: 15
Coding region: 389-2749 (786 amino acids)
Biological process (GO): proteolysis
Molecular function (GO): dipeptidyl-peptidase activity; serine-type peptidase activity
Source: RefSeq, a predicted model, not a curated record